AUGUCACUAGAAUUCGUGUACAGUGAAAAAGGAAAAAGAAAAUUAAUUGACUCAGGUCACUUGUUCGUAAAAGAUGCGGCUACAGAAGAAAAAACUUUCUGGAAAUGUGAUCAAUAUCAAAAUCUUGUAUGUCGGGCACGUUUGCAUACUCGUCAUGACAAAAUUGUAAAGAGAGUCGGUGAACAUAACCACGCAGGAAAUGCUGCUCGGGUCGAAGUUGUUAAGGUUGUGAAUCAAAUGAAAAAUGAUGCUAGGGAAACGCAGGAUGUUCCUCAACGAAUUAUCACCAAUUCUUUUAUUAGCCUUUCUCAGGCGGCUUCUGGCCUAAUGCCAAAUAUUUCUAUACUUAAAAAGACUAUUCGAAAUACCAGGCGUCUUGCUGAUCGUGCACCACCGAAUCCAAAUUCUUUGGUGGACCUAGUCAUCCCUAAUGACUAUCAAAUUACACACCAUGAUGAUCAAUUUCUUAUGUUUGAUAGCAAUGAUGGGUGGCACAGAGCCUUUAGUGAGCUAAUUGGAGCUAGCCAUCCAACAGUAUGGAAAUUCAUUUCAUCCUUGAAAGACGAACAAGCUUUAAAUGAAGGAAAAAUAGAACAGUAUGUUGCUGGUGCCAAUCCGCCUCCAAGCAAAAAGGUUUAUCGAGACACGGCAGUUCGAAUUAAACGUAUAGUACAAGAUUACGAUAACCGUGAUAGAAUGGAUUAUCUUCGUGGAUUGGCCCAUAAUUUUAACUUCAAGGCGCAUCUCUCUUGA
Messenger RNA from Helobdella robusta, 753 nucleotides. RefSeq lists its product as hypothetical. The record is from RefSeq and is a predicted model, not a curated record. The transcript is spliced from 2 exons. NCBI's taxonomy places the organism in Eukaryota, Metazoa, Annelida, Clitellata, Rhynchobdellida, Glossiphoniidae. Bases 1 to 753 code for a protein of 250 amino acids.